Spirodela intermedia is the source of this 5780-nucleotide messenger RNA. The record is from the annotation of a GenBank genome assembly. NCBI's taxonomy places the organism in Eukaryota, Viridiplantae, Streptophyta, Magnoliopsida, Alismatales, Araceae.
AUGUCGUCGCGAGUGACUCGCCCUUCGCGGCAGCGCGACUACCACCGCUUCUCGCCGGACUCUCCCAUCGUCAUUGACAACGGCAGUUCCUGCUUCCGAAUUGGGUGCGAUUCCGUUGGCAUCUGGGCGAAGAAACCCUAUUUUUGUUUGGUCGUAUCGAUUUGGUUUUGCAUCCCUUCGUUUUUGUUUGAUAAUCUCUUCUCCAAAACAGGUGGGCCGGCGAGACGGAACCCCGUCUAUCUUUCCGCAAUGUCGUGCAGAGGCCGCGUCACAAGGCUUCUGGUAAAUGAUAUCCUCCAUUGAUUUUUCUGCAUUACCUUCCCUGAUUUCAAUUUUUUUCUAUAGAAGCUACAGUUUGAUGUUAUUGGGUGACCUCUCAUUCUCCUCCACCCUGUGUUGCAGGUGAGACGGUGACGAUCGUCGGCGACUAUGAUCCAUCCUUAAUGAAGUAUUUUGAUUGCACUCGUUCGUCAUUUCGCAGUGCCUUCGACAACAACGUCGUUUACCAGUUUGAAGUCAUGGAAUAUGUAAGUCUUUACUGUUUCAUCUGUCGAAUGAUUCCUCGAGUUAACUUUUUAUAAGUCCCUCCCACAUCACAACCACGCUACUUAUCUCAGUGCUGGCCGAUCAGCUGAUGAAGAUGAUGCUGUGAAAAAUUCGGAUUUUGGAGAGUAACCUGACGAAUUUGUGGAAGGUGAUUCGUAAUUUCCUGGGGCUGCCUUCAGAAAGAUUUCGCAGGAUCGGGCAUAAAAUAAGAAGAUGAGGAAGGAGAGAGAUGAGGCGAGCUGUGGCGUUGACGGGGAAGAUGGGAAGACCGAGGAGACUGUGUCAAAGAUGGUGGAAUUUUAGUCUACCAGCUGAGGGAGUGGAUGGAGAAAGAUACGCCUAGCCCAUGAUAUUAUAGCUGUGUUGGGCCUUAUGGGGUUGAAUGGCACCGAAUCCUCGGUGUUUGUUUGGUUCAAAGGUUGGGAAGUUGAUGGGAGACCAUCUUGCUGUGAGGACGCUGUCUCUUUGUUUCUCUGGUUACUUUUCAAACUUAUCAAUUGGGGUUGUCCACAGCAAGCCUUUAAAUGGGGUUGGGAGGGUGGGGGGGUGGUUACUCUGCGUACUUUGGUUGGUCUCUCAAAACCAACGAUUAGACUUUUUCCUUCAGCGGCCACAACAUUCUAAUGACUUUUUCCUUUAGGGAAUGCCACCCGUGUCAAAAAUCUAAAACUUUUUAUAUUGAUGAAUUGAACUUGAGUUUGGAGACAAUUUUUAAGGAUUGGCGAUGAUGCUAUCUGUUCAUUGAUAUCGUCUUAUACACAAAAGGGUCCAUUUAACGACGUGGAUAAUCUUUAAAUGCAAUGCACAAGCAUUUUAGAAUAAUCCGUGUUGUACAGAUUGUCAAUUAGAAAGAGUUUCUCUUUCAGUGAUAUUUGUCCCCUAUGCUUUUGCCGCUGAAUGACCUGCCAAACAUCACUCUAAGAUAAGCCUGCCAAGAUAAACGUGCCAAAAGUAUCUAUCCUCUUCUGUUUCCUUCAGACCCAAAGAUGUUCGUCAAAAUAUCGAAUUCAAUCUUUAGCACUAACAGCACAAAAACUUUCGUUUAUAAUUUUUUUCAGACGGUGCUGAUUGUACAUGAUUUCCUACUAUUUUAUCAAAUCUCUCUCCACACUUUAUUGCUGAUCCUGGCUUUUUGAUUAAUGCGGUCUGUUUUUAGCACAAAUAUCUCGUCACCUUGUGUCCUGGAUAUCAUUAUGGGAUCAUAAAUAUUUUAUCGGCAUGAUAUUUGUGCACUGUUGUUUAAAUCUUCCCAGGUUCUUGACUAUGGUUUUGAGCGACUGGGAGCAGGUGGCUCAGAGGUAAAUCGGAUAUUCCUUUUCUUUUGCAAUAGUUGCAUUUCUAGGAAAUUUAUCUGUUCAAAUGAAGAUAUCAGUGACCGACUCAUACUUCGGAACAAAGCUGUAAUCGUGAUAUUUCUGGAGUAUAUAACACUAAAGUGACUCCAACUAAUAUGAUGCAGUGAUAACGCCAUAUAACGCUUGUUUUCCGCAGAAGUGUCCGCUGUGACGCAUCUAACGUCCUCACAUGUUUAUGGUCUGUGUGCCAAAAAAAAUUUCCCUGAACAGGUCAAUCAUCCGAUUUUAAUGACAGAAUGUGUGUGCAAUCCAGUAGCUUCUCGCAGCAAAAUGGCAGAGCUUCUUUUUGAAACUUACGGCGUGCCAUCUGUCGGUAUGAGUCUUGGCCAUAUGACUCUUUCUUUGUGGGUGGAUGCUUUUCUUUUUUUAAUUUCUUCGCUCGUUAUUUUCUGACACGUUGAUCAUGGAUUUUAGCAUUCGGCAUUGAUGCUGCAUUCAGUUACAAAUAUAAUCAGCAUCUUGGAAUCUGCAAUGAUGACGGCCUUGCUAUAUGCACUGGAUUAACAACCAGCCAUGUUAUCCCAGUAAGUUACUAGUUGCGAAAGGCAAUUAUAAACCUUUGCAUUCCCCAGAAGUCAUUUUGUGUAAUGUUGCUGCAUUGCUGCCCGCUAUAUGUGGUAUUCUGGUGAGAAUGUAGUCGCGUUUUCAUGGGCUCAACUCUUACCGUGGUAGUUGACCUAAGUUGAUUGCAAUCUUGGCUUUCUCUGCCCAGCCCCACCACCACCACCACUAUUCAGGAGGUUUUACCGAAAACAUAAUCUGCAAUAGCGGAAUAAAGGUUUCUGUUAGCUCCUUUUUCUCUUUAAUGGGCAUUCGUCUUCUUCUUCCUUUCAUCUUGCGAGAAGAAUAGAAGGAUUUAACUAGUUUUGGAAUAAAAAUAUACACUGUUAGAUGGAUCUAUUGGAGUAUAAGAUGGGCUUGACUGUGAAAAUCAGACGAUCUUUUUUCUUUUUAGUGCUGCUGAUGACUCGUAUGAUGUAAAUGAAUUGAUGUUGUAAACAAUUUUGACAAUCUCUCUCCUUUGAUAUAUUUUUUUUCUUCUCUCUCGCUCUCUCUCUCCCUAUCUCAUUCUACGUGAUUUCUUCCAUCGUUUUCUUAUUUUCCUUCCAUUGAUCUCUUGGGGGCGUGAACAGGAACAAAAGGCCCGAGUGAAACCCUGUCCUGGGCAUGUAAGCUUCAUUGCAAUUGACCAGACUGUGCUCAUGAGAAAAUAUCGGGGCCUGGGAUGGAGAACUAGCAUCCUUGGCCCGGCCAACUAUGGAAGAAUCUGACCAACUAGCAAAUGAUUUCCCGUGAACCUGACCCAUCAAAAUAGUUUGCCAACCUCCUGAACUUAAUAAAUAAAAAAUGUAGCUUUUGGUUCAUGUGCAUGUUUGUGCUUAGAGAGGAUGGUGACUAAACUAGGAUCUGGGCUAGGCUUGUGAUUUGGUGGACUUCAGUGAUUUGGGCUUUGACCAGAGAUGGACUCGGAAGUCAGACCCGUUUACCAUAUCGUUCCUAACAGUUUUCUUCAAUCACAGUUUGUUCACGGGGAGCCUGUCGUAGAAGCGUGCUGCAGAACAAACGUAGGCGGGCAAAACAUCACCGAGUAUCUGAAGCAACUUCUUUCACUCAAAUACCCGCUCCACACGUGAGUCUCCGGGAUCAUUAUUUUUGUUUAAUGUGUGCCAUGCUCGUGCCACACAGGACUCUGACCUGGCUGUGUACACACAAUAGGAAUAGCAUCACGUUGGAGAAAGCUGAAGAUCUCAAGAAGGAGCACUGCUACAUCGCUGCGGAUUAUUGCUCAGAACUGAAGUUGUUUCAGGUGAAAGACAGUCAUCUUCUCUCUCUAGAAUUCACAGACGUUGACUUUUCUACUGAACUUUAUUUCCAUAAAUUUGGAUUUCCUUCUAAAAUGGUCAACCCGAGCCACCCUCUGAACCUAUAGUUGUGAUGAUUUCAUCACAACUGUAGGCAAGCUGGGAACGUAUGCAAGAUUUUAAGGCACCAUGAUGAACUGAUGAACUGUUUUCUUCUCGAGCUUUUUUUUAAAAAUUUUGUGCUACCAUGAUUGCUCAAGCUUGCUCAAGCUUGCUCAAGCUUGCUCAAGCUUGCUCAAGUUUUUCUUUUACCUUUUUUUAAUUUUAAGAAAUGGUCAUUUCUGGUUAAUUUCAGAGAGAGACGAAGGAAGCAGAAGAGAAGACCAGAUGCUGGCAGCUUCCCUUCGUCCCUCCUCCUCAAGAGGAGCCACCUUCCGAAGAAGAACUAGCCAGAAAGGCCGCUUUGAGGGAACGACAAGCUCAAAGGCUGCGCGAAAUGGCGGCUGCGAAGAGAUUGUCCAAAAUAGCAGACCUGGAAGCCGACCUUAAUGCCCUGGAGAAUCUUAUGAGCCAACUUGACGCCGCCGAAGAAGACGAGAUCCCCGCAAUACUGUAUCAAAGAGGCUACGCCUCUCGGGAAGAGAUCGAGUCAGCAGCUUCCAAAGCCGCUCAAUCUCUGCGUAAAGUGAAGGGCGAGCCCGUGGACGCCGAGGAGAAAGCCGAAGUUUCCUUGGAAGAGAAGUAUUAUUUGGUCAAUGUUCCCGACAACAUGUUGACUCCCGAGCAGGUGAUCGUUGACCCGGAUCCCCUGAUAUAUCCACGUCGGCUGCUGCGGGCUGCAUUGCUGUUUUUCCUUUCUAAUCCGUUGACUUCAGCUCCACGCCGUCUACUGACCGUUCUUCCUUAUUUGCCUGCGUCGGUCAGAUGAAGGAGAAGAAGAAGCAGAUAUUUCUGAAGACGACUUACGAGGGGCGGAUGCGCGCCAAACAGAGGAAGUUUGAGGAGGAGUUGCAGAGGGAGAGGCAGAAUCAGCUGGAGGAAGAGCGGAGGCUGUAUGUUCUCACCUGCCUGAUAAGAUCUCCAAUGCUCCUUUUUUUCCUUUUUUUAGAAAAGAAAAUAACUUGGCUGGCUCAUCGCAGGGAGAACCCGGAGCUGUACCUGGAGCAGCUCCGCACCAGGUACAAGGAGCUCUCGGAGAAAGUGGAGCAGCGGAAGAGGCCGAAGACCAACGGCUCCCACACCAACGGCAACGGCAGCGUGGGCCGCGGCGAGCGUCUGAACGCGGCCCAGAGAGAGAGAAUGCGGCUCCUGACGACGGCGGCGCUGGACCGGGGCAAGGGCGAGGACACAUUCGGCGCCCGUGAGGAGGACUGGCAGCUCUACAAGCUCAUGAGCAGGGACAACGACGACGACGACGACAACGAGCGCGACGAGGAGGAGGCCGAGUUAGCCCGCGUCGCCUCCAAGCUCCAGGUCCCCUUCUUCGCCGCCCGUCCAGGGCCGAGCUUCAUGCAAAAAAUCCCGUCUCCACUCAUAAUUUCGUUUCUCCUUGUUGCAGGAGAUCGACCCGACCUUCGUGGCGACGACCGACGGCGGGGCCCUGCAGGGGGGCAGCGGCGGCGCCGCAGCCGACGCCGCCCGGGGCCGCCCGCUGACCGCCGAGGACUUCAAGAUCUCGCUGGGCGUGGAGCGGUUCCGCUGCCCGGAGGUUCUCUUCCGGCCGGCCAUGAUCGGCGUGGACCAGGCGGGGCUGGACGAGAUGGCCGGCGUCUCACUCCGCCGGCUCUCGGCGGCGGAGGAGGUCCUCGAGGGGCUGUGCCGGUCGAUCUUGCUGACCGGCGGCGGGUGCCUCGUGCCGGGCAUGGGGCGUCGCCUGGAGGUCGACGUGAGGAAGAUCCGGCCCUUCCUCUCCGCCAUAAACGUGGUGACGGCGGCCGACCCAGUCCUCGACGCCUGGAGGGGCGCCGCCGCCUGCGCCGCGAGCUCCGGUUUCCCCCAGCAAGUGUUCACCAGGGAGGAUUACCUCGAGAAGGGCGAGGACUGGCUCCGCAGGUACAGGAUGAGCUACAUUCUAUGA